Molecule: messenger RNA, 213 nt
Organism: Lottia gigantea (owl limpet)
Lineage: Eukaryota; Metazoa; Mollusca; Gastropoda; Lottiidae
Exons: 3
Coding region: 1-213 (70 amino acids)
Biological process (GO): cytoplasmic translational termination
Cellular component (GO): translation release factor complex; cytosol
Molecular function (GO): sequence-specific mRNA binding; translation release factor activity, codon specific
Source: RefSeq, a predicted model, not a curated record
AUGGUUGAACAAGUAUCCCUAUUAGAAUGGUUUGCUAAUAAUUAUAAAAACUUUGGUGCCACAUUAGAAAUUAUUACAGAUAAAUCCCAAGAAGGUGCCCAAUUUGUGAGAGGAUUUGGUGGAAUUGGAGGUAUAUUACGGUACCAAGUAGAUUUCCAGAUGUUUCAUCCAGACUUGCAGGAAUAUGAUGAUUUUGAUAUAGAUGAUUAUUAA